Sinocyclocheilus grahami is the source of this 498-nucleotide messenger RNA. Its product is annotated as FERM and PDZ domain-containing protein 2-like. The transcript is spliced from 2 exons. Lineage: Eukaryota; Metazoa; Chordata; Actinopteri; Cypriniformes; Cyprinidae. Bases 78 to 446 code for a protein of 122 amino acids. The record is from RefSeq and is a predicted model, not a curated record.
GAUAGAUAGAUAGAUAGAUAGAUAGAUAGAUAGAUAGAUAGAUAGAUAGAUAGAUAGAUAGGACCACAUUGAAUCUGAUGCCGUUACUCCACAUAAUAUUACUUACUUUGUUCUCAUCGACACAGCGACAUAAAUUCAUCAUUGAGAGCAGCACCAGCAAAAAGAAGCACAUCUUUCUGACCGAAAAGUCAAAAGUUGCCAAAUACCUGUGCGACCUCUGCUCUGCACAGCACAAGUUUCACAAGGAGAUGAGCUCCCGCCAGCUCACACGCAGCCUCGCUUCAGAGGAGAGUAUGGUGCAGUAUGCAGCCGUGUGCAGGACUCAGAACGACGAGCACAACGGCGGACGCCUCGACGCCUCCAUGAGCAGAUUCUGUGAGGACGUCGCUUCCCGCAUCGAAGCAAAGAUCAAACAACAAAGAGACUUUCUAGACCACACAGGGUGAGGACAAACGGCACAGAUCACACGUAGCCACUAUAAUCAUGACCACGUCUGUG